AGUUCGUUCCUCCUCCUGUUUCCGCCCUCAGGAGGAUGGUGCAGUCCAAAGGAUGAGCUGCCUCCUCCCAGCCUCUCCCUCCACCCUUGAGACAGAUGUUACUCUGGAUGCUAGAAAACCCCACCAGGCUGGAUUUGCCGUGUUCACCAGCGCAGGGUGGCUCUAACUAGAGUCAGCCCAGCUCCUCUAGAGGAAGCAGCACCUUCCUACCUGUGGCAUCAGCCGCUCUUUGGGAAGAAUCGUGGGAAGCCAAAAUACAAAACUCCACAAGAAACUUGCUGGCUAAUUGGAUCACUUAUUUAUCCCACCAUCUCCCGGGGCUACAUCCAACUGCCCAUCUGAGGACUGACAAUGAACGCUGCACGGAGGGAAGCGGUGCUGGACUCCACGGUGACCACUCCAGAACCACAGCCAGGUCACAACGUCACUGAGACGCCCAGCAAGCAGGAUGUGUUCUCACACAUGAAGAACAAAUUCAUGAAUGAACUCAGCAAAAUACCAAUACCACCCUGGGCCCUGGCUGCCAUCAUAAUCGUAGCCUGUCUGCUCCUGCUCUGUUGCUGCUUCUGCAUCUGUAAGAAAUGCUUCUCCAAGAAGAAAAAACAGAAGAAGGGAAAGGACAAGGGCAAGGCUCAGAUCAACAUGAAGGAGGUGAAGGAUCUGGGGAAGAGCUACAUCGACAAGGUGCAGCCAGAUGUGGAGGAUCUGGAUCCAAGUUUACUUGGAGAUGAGAAGAAGGAGGAGGAGAAGCUCGGGAAGUUGCAGUAUUCCCUGGAUUACGACUUUCAGAGCGGUCAGCUCAUUGUCGGGAUUAUCCAGGCAGCUGAGUUAGCUGCCUUGGACAUUGGUGGAACAUCUGACCCCUAUGUGAAAGUCUACCUCCUGCCAGAUAAGAAGAAAAAAUUUGAGACCAAAGUUCAUCGCAAGACUCUGAACCCCACCUUUAACGAAUCAUUUACCUUUAAGGUUCCUUACUCAGAGCUGGGAGGUAAAAUCCUUGUCAUGGCCGUGUACGACUUUGACCGGUUUUCGAAGCACGAUGCCAUUGGUGAAAUCCGGAUUCCAAUGAGCAGCAUUGACCUGGCUCACGUGAUCGAGGAAUGGAGAGACCUUGAGUCGGCUGAGAAGGAGGAGCAAGAGAAACUGGGCGAUAUCUGCUUCUCGCUUCGCUACGUUCCGACUGCAGGCAAGCUCACUGUCAUUGUGCUGGAAGCCAAAAACCUGAAGAAGAUGGAUGUUGGUGGACUGUCAGAUCCAUAUGUGAAAAUCCACCUCAUGCAGAAUUCCAAGAGGCUGAAGAAGAAGAAGACGACUAUUAAAAAGAACACCUUGAACCCGUACUACAACGAGUCUUUCAGCUUUGAAGUGCCCUUUGAGCAGAUUCAGAAAGUCCAAGUGGUCAUCACUGUUCUGGAUUACGACAAGCUGGGAAAGAACGAAGCAAUCGGCAAGUGUUUUGUGGGCUGCAAUGCAACCGGCGCUGAGCUCCGACACUGGUCGGACAUGCUGGCCAACCCCAGGCGACCCAUCGCGCAGUGGCACACCCUCCAGCCUGAGGAAGAGGUCGAUAUCGCCCUGGGCAUCAAGGCGUCAUGAUAUCACACACGGGCCAUUAGGAGACGCAGUAGUUGAAUAAGCUUUGAACAGCUGUUUGUUUUUUUUGUGGCUAUUUGUAAAAUAUUAUCACAAACAAGUUGUUGAUGAGCCUACACAUGUACCUGUCCCAGGAUAUCACAGUGUGUUCAGAACAGCCUUGAAUAAGGCCAAGUGUUUCUCUACUUUUCAGGCAGUCUGGGCACAGUGAUUAUAUUCAAGGAAACUGUUUUUAUUCCAGAUCUGGUCAUAUUGUUAUUCUAUUUUCAUUCUAUGAUUGUGUAGCGUUGUGCCUGUUUUGUAAGGGGGAAGUUAGACCGGGAGGUGAAAUGAGUGAAGAGAGAAAGCUACAAGGUAACGGUAUUGAAGAAAAAAGGAAAAAUGCAGGUAACAUCAACAGUACAAAAUAGCUGAAAGAGGAAUAAGAGAAAGGACUGUAUCACGAACCCUAAAACGAUCAGAGAUUGCGGUGAGCAGAUAGAAUUCUAUUUUGUGAACGGAAGUUUGAUCUGUUGAAUAAAACUUAAGUUAUUGUUCUUCAUGCACUGUG
Mobula hypostoma (lesser devil ray) is the source of this 2143-nucleotide messenger RNA. Its product is annotated as synaptotagmin-1-like. Gene Ontology annotation, molecular function: calcium-dependent phospholipid binding; calcium ion binding; phosphatidylserine binding. The record is from RefSeq and is a predicted model, not a curated record. NCBI's taxonomy places the organism in Eukaryota, Metazoa, Chordata, Chondrichthyes, Myliobatiformes, Myliobatidae. The transcript has 9 exons. Gene Ontology annotation, cellular component: dense core granule; plasma membrane; axon. Gene Ontology annotation, biological process: regulation of dopamine secretion; synaptic vesicle endocytosis; calcium ion-regulated exocytosis of neurotransmitter. Bases 352 to 1596 code for a protein of 414 amino acids.